Stylonychia lemnae is the source of this 1062-nucleotide messenger RNA. The record is from the annotation of a GenBank genome assembly. NCBI's taxonomy places the organism in Eukaryota, Ciliophora, Spirotrichea, Sporadotrichida, Oxytrichidae.
AUGACUUCUUGGACAGAUGGAGGGUCAAUCGAGUGGCUGCAGAUUAGUUUUGGAAAGAUAAUGUUGAAAAAGAAAGAAAUCAUCUAUAUAACAGAGGCAAUAAAAAGCAAAAAAUUAGAACUAAGUAACAUAGGAAAUUAGCUAGGUAAAAAAUACAUAUUUGGAGGAGAUAGCCCUAAUUCAGUUUCAAAAUUCACUCCAUUUGAUGAACAAAAAUAUGCAGAGACUAAAUUCUAGAUGCAGAAUGAAUUAUAUCCAUCUAUGUCUAAAAUGGUUAUGAAAUCUAAGUAUAACAAAUAAAGAUUUGUUUCUCCUGUUGGUUAAAGCAUAAGAACGUAUGGAGUUAAGGAAAAAAUGCCAUAUAUGGAUUCCUCAAUUGACCUCACAUAAGAUGACUACAAAAGAGUCGCUUAUCAUCAGAAUCAAGACCAAUUUAAUAUGAAUGAAUUUAGAAUGAAGGUAGCAGAGAGAUCAGGGCGGUACAAGAAUGAUUUAUAAUUUGGAAGCACACUGACAAACCCCACUUAAAAAUUUAAGGUGUCUAAUUCUUUCUAAACUAUUGAAUAAUAACCAAUAGGGGAUAGUGAUAAGAUACUAUAGUAAAAUGGAAUAUAAAGUCUGAAAUCUCACAAAGAUUUGAAUUUGACUUAAAAAAUUGUUAUAGAUAAUGGCUAUAGACAUCCAUACGAAUGGAAUCUUAACAAUCCUACUGGACCCCUUGGUGUGCUACCAGACAAUAAAAAAAUAACUGAGAUCUCAAGAGAUGAAGGACACGCUCUAAGGAAAAAUGCAUCAUAACUUAUGCAGCCUUUUUAUGAUACGAAAGAUAGCCCAACUAGAUAAAAUAAGAGAUAUGACUCAGUUAUUAUUAGCCCAUCUAAUACUAACAGUAUUGCUUAAGACAGUCAAAUAUAUAAUGGCACAUAAUCUUCACAUUUCUAGAAUUUUUCGAGGACUAGACAAGAUAAAAUCAACCAAUACUAGAAAACCCUUGGGAUCAUAGAGGAGCCAUUUAAAGAAGUAAAACUACCCGCAUUAAGUCAUCACAGAUAAUAAUUUUGA